GCAAGCAAACACAGUAACACCAAAUUCCCCAUUCCUUCAAUUCAAUUCGAUGGCGGCGUUCCCUCUGUCUUCCUCCCUCAACAACAUUUCCAUCGCUCGCAGCACCGUUCGUUCCAUUCGCCGUUCACGAAUCACUUGCUUCUCCAAGAAGCACCACCAAGUCCUCACGAAGGAAGAGGUGGAUCGAAGUGCCACGUCAGCAGGUGUUAUUAUCGUGAGGAUGAUGAAGCGGUUGAAGAGUGUGAUUCCGAUGGUAAUUGCGUCGGUUCAGAUGAGUGUUAUGGUGGUUCCGUUGGUCGAUUACGUGUCAGUUCCUACUGCGAAAGCGGUUCUGUAUUCGCCAGAUACCAAGGUUCCGAGAACUGGAGAAGUUGCUCUCAGAAAAGCAAUUCCUGCAAACACCAACAUGAAGGCUAUACAGGACUCUCUUGAAGAUAUUUCGUACCUAUUGAGGAUUCCACAGAGAAAACCGUAUGGAACAAUGGAGGGGAAUGUGAAGAAAGCUUUGAAGAUAGCGGUAGAUGAAAAAGAUUCUAUAUUGGCAAGUAUACCAGCGGAACUGAAGGACAGGGGCUCUUUGGUACAUGCGUCUCUAAUAGAAGGAAAGGGAGGCUUGCAAACUCUUCUUCAAUCUAUAAAGGAACAAGAUGCAGAUAAAGUAUCUGUGAACCUUGCAUCUACACUGGAUACUGUAGCAGAGCUAGAGUUAUUACAGGCACCUGGAUUAUCAUUUCUAUUGCCGGAGCAGUAUGCGCAAUAUCCACGGCUUUCAGGGAGAGGAACUGUUGAGUUCACCAUUGAGAAAGGAGAUGGUUCUACAUUUUCUCCAGUUGGGGGAGAACGGAAAAAUACUGCCACCAUUCAGGUUGUUAUAGAUGGAUACUCGGCUCCAUUAACUGCAGGGAAUUUUGCAAAACUGGUGAUGGAUGGAGCAUAUAAUGGUGCAAAGCUCAGCUCCACCAACCAAGCUAUUCUCUCAGAUAAUGGAGUUGACAAGAACAGUGGUUACAAUGUUCCCUUGGAAAUAAUGCCCUCUGGACAAUUUGAGCCCCUUUACAAAACAACAUUAAGUGUGCAGGACGGAGAACUGCCAGUUCUUCCUCUUUCUGUUUAUGGGGCAGUUGCUAUGGCUCAUAAUGAAGCCUCUGAGGAGUAUUCAUCACCUUAUCAAUUUUUCUUCUAUCUCUAUGAUAAACGAAGUGCUGGUCUGGGAGGGAUAUCAUUUGAUGAAGGGCAAUUUUCAGUUUUUGGAUACACAACCACUGGGAGAGAUAUUCUCCCACAGAUAAAAACUGGUGAUGUUAUUCGUUCAGCAAGGCUUAUUGAAGGCCAAGAUCGUCUUGUAUUGCCGAAGGAAAGUUAGAGUAUAUUUGUUUGCGGUGUAAACCAAGCAGAAAAGAAUAAUUCAUUCUUUUUAAUAUAUAUGCUGUGUGAAUGGCAUCAGCCUGAUUUUCUAGGUGCAGGUUGUGUUGUAAAUUACGAAAUUAUAUAGGAAUAGGUUGAAAUUUCUAUUCAUUAAAAAACCCAAUUGAACAGGGAGAGAAAUCCUCUAGAAAGGAAUAACUUU
Messenger RNA from Abrus precatorius (Indian licorice), 1567 nucleotides. Its product is annotated as peptidyl-prolyl cis-trans isomerase CYP37, chloroplastic. The coding region runs from base 50 to 1363 and encodes 437 amino acids. NCBI's taxonomy places the organism in Eukaryota, Viridiplantae, Streptophyta, Magnoliopsida, Fabales, Fabaceae. Gene Ontology annotation, molecular function: peptidyl-prolyl cis-trans isomerase activity. Gene Ontology annotation, biological process: protein peptidyl-prolyl isomerization. The record is from RefSeq and is a predicted model, not a curated record. The transcript has 12 exons.